This is a messenger RNA of Linum tenue, 1365 nucleotides long. The record is from the annotation of a GenBank genome assembly. NCBI's taxonomy places the organism in Eukaryota, Viridiplantae, Streptophyta, Magnoliopsida, Malpighiales, Linaceae.
AUGAGUAGUAGUGAAAUAGUUGAAGCGGUGGAGCAAGAGGUGAUGCUGCCAGGGUUCAGGUUCCAUCCCACCGACGAGGAGCUCGUAGGGUUCUACCUCAAGAGGAAGACUCAGCUCCGCCCUCUCUCCAUCGACCUCAUCAAGCAGCUCGACAUCUACAAGUACGACCCAUGGGACCUCCCGAAGAUGGCGACGGGGAGCGGAGAGAAAGAGUGGUACUUCUUCUGCCCGAGGGACAGGAAGUACAGGAACAGCGCCAGGCCCAACAGGGUGACCGGAUCGGGCUUCUGGAAGGCCACCGGGACGGACCGGCCCAUCUACUCCUCGGAAGGGAACAAGUACUGCAUCGGCCUCAAGAAGUCGCUGGUGUUCUACAAGGGGAGAGCCGCCAAAGGGAUGAAGACCGACUGGAUGAUGCACGAGUUCCGCCUCCCUUCCCUCGCCGCCGCCGGCCACCACUCAUCCAAGCGCUUCGUCGACACAACCAUCCCACCCAACCUCGAUAAUAUAUGGGUUCAGGAUGCGUGGGCAAUUUGUCGGAUAUUUAAGAAGACGAGUUCGACGGCACAAAGGGCGCUCUCUCAAUCUUGGGUGUCACCGUCAUUAGUUCAAGAAGAAGCGGCACUCCCUACCUCCACCACUCCAAAUUGCUUCACUCAGUCAUUUAUGAGCUCCGCAACUACAACUACGACUGCUCCGUCAUUUCCUCCCAUUCAUCGUCUGUCGUUCGACUACAACUACAACGACAACAACUACUACGCUUCCCCGGACUUCUACUCUUUCAAACCAAUCAACAACAGCAUCAUCCCACUGGCUCCAAAGCCAUCCUACCAUCUCCACACCUACCCUUACUCCGCGGCGGCAGACCAUGAAAGUAGUGCAAACUUCUCAUCGCCACCUCCGACGGCGAAAUGCACAUCGGAUCUCUCCUCCGUGCUCCUAAACAUGCCAUCAUCUUCGUCGAUGCUCCUCGGCAAUCAUUUCAAGCAACAGGCCGGUGGUGGUGAUCGCGAGAGUAUGAGUAGUAGUGCGGACCAGUUUAGUAACGGAUCUCACCACAGCAAUAGCAACGGUGGUAAUAUCGUUACUAGUAAUGGUGGCGCCAUCUCGUCGUCGUCGUUGAUUAGUGGUUCUUCACAUGAUCCUGCCUCGAUUAUGAUGUCGACGAAGAGCCCCGAUUUGGCGCACAUCGAUGGCCUUCCGUUCAGCUACUUGGGUCAUGAUGGUUGCAGCACUCCUACUACUACAGCUGCUUGGAAGCAGAACCUCUUGCUUUGGGAUUAUGCUAAUUACUCGUCGCCAACGUUUCCUGGUAGCAGUGAUCAGGUUGCUACGACUUUUUCCACUACCAAGUGCUAUAACUAG